UUCAUUUCUAGCUCCUCCUCUUUCCUCAGGUUUUUUUCAUGGGUUUCUUCUCUGUGUUUCUGUUCCUAAUUCUCUGCUCUUUCGAAAAGGACAUUGCUCUGGCAGCAACAAGUCCAGAACCCCACCUUCUGCCACACACUACUCACACAGUUGAAGUAAACUCUCUUCUACCAGCAACCACCUGCACCCCCUCCACCAAAGGUCAUACCAACAACAAGGCAUCAAUAUUGGAAGUGGUACACAAGCAUGGGCCAUGCUCUAUAUUCCACAAAUCAUCCAAAACUUCAACCACAAAAAGUGAUGACAAAUACCACGCUCAAAUCCUCAAGCAAGACGAAGCCCGAGUCAACUCAAUCCACUCCCGCCUCAACUACAGAAUCCAAGACCCAUUCACCCAAUCCGCCGCCUCCACCACCCUCCCAGCCAAGUCCGGUCUCCUUCUGGGCACAGGAAACUACUUAGUCACCGUCGGUCUCGGCACGCCCGCCAAGCAACUCUCCCUCGUCUUCGACACCGGCAGCGACCUCACCUGGACCCAAUGCCGCCCAUGUCUUCGAUCUUGUUACAGACAGAGCGAGCCCAUCUUCGACCCUUCUCUCUCUGCCUCAUACAAAAACUUAUCCUGUACAUCCGCCACGUGUACUCAACUCUCAUCCGCCGGCAUCCAACACGAUUGCUCCUCCGCCUCGUCCUCCUGCCUUUACGGCAUCCGGUACGGAGACGGGUCCUUCUCCAUCGGGGAUUUCGCCAAAGAAAAACUUACAUUGACCUCCAAGGACGUUUUUGAAGGUUUCCUCUUCGGCUGUGGCCAAGACAACGAAGGCCUUUUCCACGGCUCUGCCGGUUUGCUCGGUCUCGGCCGAAACAACAUCUCCCUCGUCGAACAAACCGCCAUGAAAUACAACCGCUUCUUCUCCUACCGCCUUCCUGGCUACAAGACGGUGUCGUAUCCGGGUAUUGCGUUUAGGUUUGGGGACGGGGUUACGGUGGACUUGGACCCGGCCGGGAUAUUGUAUGUGGUAAGUAGUUCGCAGGCUUGCUUGGCGUUUGCGGGACACAAGGAUGAUACUGGCUUGGGGAUUAUUGGGAAUGUUCAACAGAAGAGGUUGGAGGUGAUAUAUGACGUGGCUGGUAAAAAGGUGGGAUUUGCCCCUGCAAGUUGCCCCUGA
Prunus mume (Japanese apricot) is the source of this 1169-nucleotide messenger RNA. NCBI's taxonomy places the organism in Eukaryota, Viridiplantae, Streptophyta, Magnoliopsida, Rosales, Rosaceae. The record is from RefSeq and is a predicted model, not a curated record.